AUGUUGACCGCUGCUGUUUCUGGAGAUGUUUUCGCUUCUCCACCUAUUGAUUCUAUUUUAGCUGCUAUUCGAGCUGUAACUGGUCCCCUGGGGUGCCUUCUAAUAGUAAAGCAUGGAGAACCUGGCAUUGCUGUUAUUGAACUCCAAUUAGGAGCCACUCCUAUCAUGGAACUUAUGAUCGCAGCGAGAAAAGCAGUUCCUGAGUUGCAAUUGGUGUAUGGCAUUGCUGUAGACAGAGUGUACACUGGCACACUUAUGACAUCUCUUGAUAUGGCAGGAUUAUCUAUUACCAUUAUGAAGUCUGAUGAUAGCAUUUUGAAGAGACUUGAUGCUCCCACUAAAGCUCUAGCUUGGCCUGUUGGUUCUGAAGGAAACCGUCCACCAGCAAAGUUUCCUGUUCCUCUACCACCAUCACCUUCAAUUAAGGAUGACGAGGAGCUGAGCAAGCAAGGGUGUAUCCUGGAGGCUGCUAUUGAAGCAAGUGCUACUGCAAUUAUCAAUCUCAAGGAUAGCCUAAAUGAAUGGGACAGUAAAGUGGGCGAUGGUGACUGUGGAACCACAAUGUGUAGAGGUGCAACAACUAUUCUUGAAGAUAUGAAAAAGCAGUAA
Molecule: messenger RNA, 609 nt
Organism: Miscanthus lutarioriparius
Lineage: Eukaryota; Viridiplantae; Streptophyta; Magnoliopsida; Poales; Poaceae
Source: the annotation of a GenBank genome assembly